CUGACUGGGCAGUCCAAAGAGGAGGGGGCCUUUAUAGGCUCGCCCAGCGUCGGGUUUGCAGCGCUGCGAGUGACUGCGGUUCGGAGAAGCAGCCCAGCACCUCCCGCCGGUUCUCCGCGGCAAAUUUUUCGUCCUUGCACUUGACAGCGAUUGUUCUUAAGCUCCCAGGGCGCGCUUUGCUUGGAAAGGCACAGGUAGGAGGCGCGGGCAGCCGGGUGCACACUCGCUGCGCUGUGAGGAGUCUUCUUGACUGGGUUGGCUCUUCUUUCUGGGAGCUGCCGGCUGUUCCGGAGUUGGUGCUCUGCAACGAGACGGUGCCCGCCACCGGGGAGCCGGGCCGAGCCCCUUCGCACAGCGCGGCUGUGCGCUGCCCGGCGCCAUGCUUCUCCUGGGCAUCUUAGCCCUGGCUGUCGCCGGGCGACCUGCUGGCAGUUCCCAACCAGAGCGGGAGGUGGUGGUUCCCAUCCGACUGGACCCGGACAUUAACGGCCGCCACUACUACCGGAGGGGUCCCGAGGACUCCGGGGAUCAGGGGCUCAUUUUUCAGAUCACAGCAUUUCAGGAGGACUUUUACCUACACCUGACGCCGGAUGUUCAGUUCCUGGCUCCCGCCUUCGCCACUGAAUAUCUGGGUGUACCCUUCCAGAGGCUCGCCGGUAGCUCUCUAGACCUGAGACGCUGCUUCUACUCCGGGGACGUGAACGCUGAGCCAGACUCGUUUGCAGCUGUGAGUCUGUGCGGGGGUCUCCGUGGUGCCUUUGGCUACCGAGGCGCAGAGUAUGUCAUUAGUCCGCUGCCCAACGCCAGCGCGUCGGUGGCGCAGCGCAACAGCCAGGGCGCACACCUUCUCCAGCGCCGGGGUGCUCCAAGUGGGUCUUCUGUAGACCCCACCUCUCGCUGCGGUGUGGCCUCGGGCUGGAACCCCGCCAUCCUGCGGGCCCUAGACCCUUACAAGCCGCAACGGACGGGCUUAGGGGAGAGUCACAACCCGCGCAGGUCCGGGCGCGCCAAGCGCUUCGUGUCUAUCCCACGGUACGUGGAGACACUAGUGGUGGCGGACGAGUCAAUGGUCAAGUUCCACGGGGCGGACUUGGAGCAUUAUCUGCUAACGCUGCUGGCCACAGCGGCCCGACUCUAUCGCCAUCCCAGCAUCCUCAAUCCCAUCAACAUCGUUGUGGUCAAAGUGCUGGUUCUUGGGGACCGGGAUACCGGGCCUAAGGUCACAGGCAAUGCGGCUCUGACUCUGCGCAACUUCUGCGCCUGGCAGAAGAAAUUGAACAAAGUGAGCGACAAGCAUCCUGAGUAUUGGGAUACCGCCAUCCUCUUCACCAGGCAGGAUCUAUGUGGGGCUACUACCUGUGACACCCUGGGCAUGGCUGACGUGGGCACCAUGUGCGAUCCCAAGAGAAGUUGUUCUGUCAUUGAGGAUGAUGGGCUUCCAUCAGCCUUCACCACUGCCCAUGAGCUGGGCCACGUGUUCAAUAUGCCCCAUGACAAUGUGAAGGUGUGCGAGGAGGUGUUUGGAAAGCUCCGUGCCAAUCACAUGAUGUCUCCAACUCUCAUCCAGAUUGACCGUGCCAACCCCUGGUCAGCCUGCAGUGCUGCCAUCAUCACUGACUUCCUGGACAGUGGGCAUGGUGACUGUCUCCUGGACCAACCCAGCAAGCCCAUCUCUCUGCCUGAGGACCUGCCAGGCACCAGCUAUACCCUGAGCCAGCAGUGCGAACUGGCCUUUGGUGUGGGUUCUAAGCCCUGCCCAUAUAUGCAGUACUGCACAAAGCUAUGGUGCACUGGCAAGGCCAAGGGACAGAUGGUAUGCCAGACCCGCCAUUUCCCCUGGGCAGAUGGCACCAGCUGUGGCGAGGGCAAGUUCUGCCUCAAGGGGGCCUGUGUGGAAAGACACAACCUCAACAAGUACCGGGUGGAUGGCUCCUGGGCCAAGUGGGAGCCCUACAGUCCCUGCUCACGUACCUGUGGUGGGGGUGUGCAGCUGGCUCGGAGACAGUGCAGCAACCCCACCCCUGCCAAUGGGGGCAAGUACUGCGAGGGUGUGAGAGUGAAAUACCGAUCUUGCAACCUGGAGCCCUGCCCCAGCUCAGCCUCUGGCAAGAGCUUCCGGGAAGAGCAGUGUGAGGCUUUCAAUGGCUACAACCAUAGUACCAACCGCCUUACCCUGGCUGUGGCAUGGGUACCCAAGUACUCAGGUGUGUCUCCCCGGGACAAGUGCAAGCUCAUCUGCCGAGCCAAUGGCACUGGCUACUUCUACGUGCUGGCACCCAAGGUGGUAGAUGGUACGCUGUGUACUCCUGACUCCACCUCGGUCUGUGUCCAAGGCAAGUGCAUUAAGGCUGGCUGCGAUGGGAACCUGGGCUCCAAGAAGAAGUUUGACAAAUGUGGCGUCUGUGGGGGAGAUAAUAAGAGCUGCAAGAGAGUGACAGGUCUCUUCACCAAGCCCAUGCAUGGCUACAAUUUCGUGGUGGCCAUCCCUGCAGGCGCCUCGAGCAUUGAUAUCCGCCAGCGUGGCUACAAGGGGUUGAUUGGGGAUGACAACUAUCUGGCCCUGAAGAACAGCCAAGGCAAGUACCUGCUUAAUGGGCACUUCGUGGUGUCGGCUGUGGAACGGGACCUGGUGGUGAAGGGCAGCCUUCUUCGGUAUAGCGGCACGGGUACAGCAGUGGAGAGUCUGCAGGCUUUCCGACCCAUCCUGGAGCCACUGACUGUGGAGGUUCUUUCUGUGGGGAAGAUGACACCACCAAGGGUCCGCUAUUCCUUCUAUCUGCCCAAAGAGCCUCGAGAGGACAAGUCCUCCCACCCAAAGAGCCCCAGAGCCUCUGUGCUGCACAAUAGCGUCCUCAGCCUCUCCAAUCAAGUGGAACAGCCAGAUGACAGGCCCCUUGCACGCUGGGUGGCAGGCAGCUGGGGGCCUUGCUCGGCGAGCUGUGGCAGUGGCUUGCAGAAGCGAGCAGUGGAUUGCCGGGGCUCGCUGGGACAGCGUGGGGCCUCUGCCUGUGAUGUAGCCCAUCGACCAGUGGAGACACGAGCCUGUGGGGAGCCCUGCCCGACCUGGGAGCUGGGGCCCUGGUCUCCCUGCUCCAAGAGCUGUGGCCGGGGAUUUAAGAGGCGUCCACUCAAGUGUGUGGGCCAUAGAGGCCGGCUGCUGGCCAGAGACCAGUGCAACCUACGCCGCAAGCCCCAGGAACUGGACUUUUGCAUCUUGAGGCCUUGCUGA
Castor canadensis (American beaver) is the source of this 3229-nucleotide messenger RNA. RefSeq names its product ADAM metallopeptidase with thrombospondin type 1 motif 15 (gene Adamts15). The record is from RefSeq and is a predicted model, not a curated record. Gene Ontology annotation, biological process: proteolysis; extracellular matrix organization. Lineage: Eukaryota; Metazoa; Chordata; Mammalia; Rodentia; Castoridae. Gene Ontology annotation, molecular function: zinc ion binding; metalloendopeptidase activity.